CUCAGGGUUAAUAAUCAGGAUAAAAUCCUACACUAUUUAAUUUAUUAGUUACCUUUUUUAGUUAAACAAAUGAGAGUGGCGGCGGCGGCGAGUGUGUGAUACAACAACAACAUUGUUACUCAUUUUCUUGCAUUUUUCUUCACAUUGUGACAGAAUAAAUCAACACCUGACACCAUGACUGAGAAGGUGAAACGAAAAGAAGGUGGUCCCUCAGCCAAACGAAUGAAGGCUGGUGGUAGGGGUGUGCCAUUACGGAAAAUUGAUUACAAAUUUGACCCGAGUUACCAGUUUAGCGAAGCCCCAGUGGAGAAGAUUGACCAGCCUCCUGAUUUUCAGCCACAGUACUUUUUGCGGACACACUCUAAGAACAAUGACCCAGCUGAUGUACAGACACAAAUAUGGCAAUGCUCAUUUGAACCAGACCCAUUAAAUACUACUUCGAUGACCAAUGUGGUAGCAACAUGUGGAGGCUCCUCCGUGUGCUUCAUAAAUGUCGACGAUGGAGAGGUUGUGCUUAAAUAUAACCGCAGCACAAAAACGGCAAAUUCAGGAGAGAAUCUCUAUGCACAAGUUUGGUCAACACUUCCACUGGAUGACCUUGGACUCAAGACCAUGAAUGUUUUAGCUGCUGGCGGUGCACGUUCUACAGUUCUCCUGAUCCACCCAGAAGCCGGCGUGUGUUACCAGAUGUUCAGGACAGUACCAAACAGAGCAGCAGCUGUGGUCUGUGCCCUCAUCUUCCAUCCCAAGAAAGCAACCUGGUUAUUUUGUGGUCAUGAAGAUGGACAAAUCCAGCUGUGGGAUGUAGGUACCCCUGCUUUGCCCAGCUAUGAGACAACACCUGUACAUUUGCUGACAAUUCCUGCAGUGGCAAGAGAUGUCUAUAACUUGACCUUCUCCUGUAGUCACGAUCUGCUCAUUGCUGGCUGUGAUGGUGGCCUCUUUGGAUGGAAGAUUGACAUGAAGAAAAUAGAGACCAAUGACAGAUUAGAACGCACAGAAUUUAUGCUACCAGAAGUCGACGGGAAUGGGUCAGUUUUAGACUCUGUGUGCAUGCUUCGUGAUGACCUGUUGGCAGCCAAGUGUGCACUUCAUGGCCAGAUCUACAUCUUCUCUCUUGCAAGAGCACUGAAGAAAAGAACUGGAGAUAAGUCUGGAAUUCUCUUCGAAACACAAGUAACAGAUGAUUUAAUGCUUAAACUGAGAUGGAGCAACACUGAUAAUUACUACAUGAACAUGGGAGUUGACCCAAGAUCUUGUAUUCUUGUAUGUGGUGAUGACAAGGGAGCAUUAUGGGUGUAUGACGUUGCUGACUACGUCACUGGUAAAAUCAAGAAUCCACUCAGUGAGGGGCCACAGUUAUCAGCAGCAGUUGAACCAGUGAGAAUAUUGGAGUGGCCAGAGCUAGAAGAUGCAGAGGUUGAGAAAGCUCGAAAGUUACGGCUUGAUACAUAUGACAUUGUUGUGGACAAGUGUGCUGUAUCAUCUGGUGGACUGCACAUUGUUGCUGUUACCUCGAACAACAUGGUGUGCAUCUGGAAAAGAGGAAAGGAAGAAGAUGGAGAAAAUUAGAGGAGCAAAUGAUACGCAUAUUGUAUAAUCACAACUGGAAGCAUGACCAGCGGUCAUUGGACGCAGGAAGAUUGUUGGUUGUGAUAAUUCGUUGAUUAAUAGAUAAAAAAAAUAAUGCUAUGUGAUAUAAGGCAGCCAUGUGAUAUCAAACUCUUUGUUAGCAUAAUUAUAAAAAGGCAGCUUUGAUAUUACCAGCACUGGAUAUUCAACAGAAGUAUGUCAUGGAACUUAUAACAGAUGUAUAAUUUCUUUAUUUUACCACUGACAUCAUAUAUCUUUCGUAAAAAAAAAAUUAACACCAGCCAUCUCCCAUUGAGGAAGGGUGACCUGAAAAAGAAAAAAAUACUGAAGUUUUUCUUCCUUUUGCAUUGAAUAGUCUUUUGCAAAUGAACUAAUAAUGUGAUUAAAAAUUUAUUUUGUUAGCGAGUGAAGCACUGAAUUUGUAUUUUGUUUAAAAGAACAAAAUUAUUAUACAGUGUAACAUGCCCAAUACAUGACAGGUAGAAUGAACAAAAAAUUCAAGCGAGAGUUAAUUAUACAAAACCAAGAAUUAUAAAACUUUAAGUCUACCUCUUCACUGCCACUGCCUAGAUACACAGUAUACUCUAUUUGAUUUUUAACACUCCAUUUCCCCACCAAGGCACGGGUGACUUCAGAGAAAGAAAACACAUUCACCAUCACUCACUCUCGCUGUUUUUUUAUGAAUGAAAGAUAAAGUGAAUCACACAAUAGAAAGUGGCAAAGUGUUAAAGUGCUGAGAGAAGUUUGUCAAUGAAUGCUAGAAGAGAAAAUAAUCAGAGUAUAGAGGUGCCAUUGCUUUUGUAUGACAGUCCUUGAGUAUUGCUGAACAUUUAGUAUGAUCAUUCAAAGAAUAAGUGAGCAAAUUAGAUGACAUCGUGAUUGUAUAAAAUGUAUAAUUCAGGUAAUGCAGCAGGGACUGUUGAUAUAAUAUGAUCAUUUUAGAAAGCAUGGAGCACUAUAGAUUGAAGAUGGCAUUAAAUCUGGGAAUCAUAGGGAACAUCCCAGGAAAGUUUGUGAAGAUGAGGUUUUAAAAAGGUAGGGGCUUGAGCAUUCAGAAUGUGAGUGCAUGUUAGAUUGGAGCAGAAGUAGGUGGUAUUUGGGAUUUCACCUGCUGAUGUUGUGUGAGCUGUUUAUUAUCAGUGAAGGAAUUCCGGCUAGCUGCUUAGCCUGACAAUGAAGUUUUGGAGGUGUGAGCUACGGUGCUUGCUUUUAAAGGUAUGGAGUGUGAGCAGUUUAACAUCCAUGAAGGAAUUCAGAAUAACUAUUUAGCCUGACAAUUUGUACAGUGCUUACUCUUAAAAAUGAUAAUGAGUGGAUCAUUUAAAAUAUGAUAUAUGUGGACUUCUGAAAAGAGCUUGAAAGUUAGUGAUAUUCAGUGCAUCUCCUUUAUAUAUAUAUAUAUAUAUAUAUAUAUAUAUGCGAGUAGUCACGAAAGCGCUUGGAAUUUCUCUAUUCUUUCAG
Molecule: messenger RNA, 3054 nt
Organism: Cherax quadricarinatus
Lineage: Eukaryota; Metazoa; Arthropoda; Malacostraca; Decapoda; Parastacidae
Source: RefSeq, a predicted model, not a curated record